Messenger RNA from Penicillium mononematosum, 648 nucleotides. Its product is annotated as HPP family protein. The transcript has 2 exons. NCBI's taxonomy places the organism in Eukaryota, Fungi, Ascomycota, Eurotiomycetes, Eurotiales, Aspergillaceae. The record is from RefSeq and is a predicted model, not a curated record. The coding region runs from base 1 to 648 and encodes 215 amino acids.
AUGAUCUCCGAGAAAGAGUUCUUGGCUCGCUUUCCUCAGUCCAUUAGCCACUGGCUGGGCUAUCGUGAGAAUGCACCAAAGCCUCCUCCGAAAUAUCUCGUCCACUUGUGGUCAUUUAUAGCCGCAUUCUGUGGUCUAAGUGUGGUACAGGCUAUAUUCAAUUACUCUUCCUACUUCAUUGAACGUGGCGUGCCGGGUAUCAUUGCUUCUUACGGAGCAUCAGCAGUCCUUGUGUACGGUGCUAUUGAGAGCCCUCUAGCCCAGCCACGAGCACUAAUCGGUGGUCAUUUUUUGAGUGCUUUAGUGGGCAUAUGCGUCACGAAACUCUUCAGCUUAAUACCCAAUGAGGAAAAGUUCAAUUCUUUGCGCUGGGUCGCCGCUUCGCUUUCAUCCGCUGUUGCUGUUGUUGUUAUGCAGGUCACCGAGACAACUCAUCCUCCAGCCGGCGCCACGGCCCUCCUUCCAGCAGUGGACGAAGCUGUGUGGGCACUAUCUUGGUAUUAUCUGCCAGUUGUAUUACUUUUGUCGACUAUGAUCCUGGCUGUGGCUCUGAUCAUGAACAAUAUCCAACGCCGUUAUCCCGUUUUCUGGAUAAGUCCACCCGCUGCGAAGCCUGUACUUCCACAGGCUAGCAAUUUGAAAUCAUAG